This is a messenger RNA of Leptosia nina, 633 nucleotides long. Lineage: Eukaryota; Metazoa; Arthropoda; Insecta; Lepidoptera; Pieridae. The record is from the annotation of a GenBank genome assembly.
AUGGAUUUGGAUGAAGCUAUAACCGUUACGAAAAUAGUUACAAAAACAGAAUGGUAUUACUUACUAAUCGGCUGGCAGACCAACUCCUUCGAAAUGUAUUUAUACACGAAGGAAAAAUUGUGGAAAGGUAGAUUUUCACAAAAUCGUUUGGCAAGCUUCAGUAGAAAUCUUCAAAUAACUGAGAAGGACUAUUUAAAUAAGCUCAAAAAUUGCCUAACGCAACAGAGACGAGAUUACGUUUAUGAAUUUAAAAGUGGGUUCUUCUAUUGGAAACGAAGAGACGCUGACGCAGUUAUAAUAGAAGGAUUUCUUCCCGUUGAAAAAGAUACCUCUCCAAAGAUAAAACAACCUGACUUAGUAGAGGUGCUGCUCGGAUUAAAUAAGCAGUUAACUCGCAAAGCUUAUCAUUGGGAACAAAAAUGUAAAAACAUGUUUAAAGAAUAUCAUAGGUGCCUCAAAGAUACAGAAGAGUUUCUGAAUCUCAAAAUUGAUAUGGAAAAGGCACUAUGUGAAAAGUUCUUAAAUUUAUUAAAUUUAAAAAAAUCUAGAGUAACGUGUGACCAAGGCGAUAAAAAAAAUGUAAAGUACAGCCACAUGAAAGAUUUAUUAGCCAUGAAUUUUAAUAGUCACUAA